Molecule: messenger RNA, 5313 nt
Organism: Salvelinus sp. IW2-2015
Lineage: Eukaryota; Metazoa; Chordata; Actinopteri; Salmoniformes; Salmonidae
Biological process (GO): negative regulation of JUN kinase activity; protein dephosphorylation
Cellular component (GO): cytoplasm
Molecular function (GO): protein tyrosine/threonine phosphatase activity; MAP kinase tyrosine/serine/threonine phosphatase activity; MAP kinase tyrosine phosphatase activity
Source: RefSeq, a predicted model, not a curated record
UGACACAUGUACAAGCACUGACACUGGUGUGGUGUAAGCACUUUUUAUAGUGGUGAUAUUUUUUUAUUUUUUAUUAUCAAUAAUAGAUGCUUAGUGUCGUAGGUCCUCUAUUUUUAUAUGCAAGCUUAUUCUUGCACGGAAAACGGAUCCGCAAAAUAUGAUAGGUCCUCCAGUGUAGAAGAGGAUACCGUUAACCAAAGAAAUGUCUGGACAACAUCAAUGAAAAUGUAAAUAACUAUAUUACACGGAGAGCAUGACGAUACAACGGAAUUGUCAAUCCUAACGCGCAGCAUGACGUUAUUUGUCCACAGCAAACCGGGAUAAAUAGUAUUGCAGCUUUGCGUAGACCCAGAUGCCUCCACUCCCUCUUGACGAGCGCAUAGUGGUUAUUCAGCGCCCUAAAAACUUGGCCCUACCUGGGUCCUCCCCACAGCCCCACUCCCAUAUAACAGCCCAUAGCAACAAACUUCUCUCCCGCCCUUCUCAUCCCCAUCCUCCUCAGUCCUACCCCAAUCCUCCCUCCUCGAACUCACUGUCUUUGGAAUGCAAGCGCAGGUCAUCAUCCCGUCUGCAGAAAACCAAGGUCGACAAGGCCAUUGUCUCAGAGGGUACCAGACACACCCCUAGCCACUGUCACAGCAACGGGACAGUGACUCUUGGCCCUAGACCACACCAACACACACAUACGAUCGACAUCAAGUUAUCUGUGAACAAAGGAACAAAAGGAGGGGGGCACAGCAACUCUUUAGUUCGCAGUGGGAGUGUGAAGGGGAGCAAAAAAAGGGUUUCGUUGCGCUUGGAUCCAGGAUACGGGGAGAAAAACACUGGAGGAACAUCAGGGAAACCUGGAGRAGCAGUGCAGCAACUCCAAAACCAUCCACAGAACCAGAGACAGGCCUCACCAGGCAGUCACCAUCAGAAUCAUCUGGCUGUGUCCCCGGGAGGAGUCUUAGAGUUUGUCCCAUCUCAGAGACAGCAGUCCAAGUCCAGAAGAGAGAAGGUGCAGAACGUGUCCUCCAAAGUCUGCUCUGCCAGCUUCCCCCCCAGAGGUGCCCGGGAAGUACCCUACGUGGGUAACAAAGAGAAUUCCAAACUGGGACCUGUCCAUCAAAACCCCAACCCCCACAGCCUGCCCGGCCACCACAACUCUGUCCCUGUGCCCCAUGCUGCUGUUCUAAACUCCCACUACCCUGUCCCCCCUCCCUCCCACCACCCCCGUGCUCCUACCUCGUUUCAGCAACCCCUCAACCAGCCCCGUCCAUCCCGCGGCAGGGAUCAUCGUCCUCAGAUCCUCCACGGCCUACCCCUCUCCCCCUGUUCCUCCCGUGGAGGUUUCCCCAGCCCAGACCACACCUGUACCAUCGACUUUUCACAUCCCUUCAGCUGUGGCUGUUGGAAGCUGGUCCGCUGCAGGGGGGGCAGGGGACGUUCUGCUGGCUGCCAGAGGGGUAGGGAGAGUCCGUCUUCCUCUUUCUCCUGUGGCCACGGCCACGGGGUUGUAGGUGUGAACCACAGAGGGGGCGCAGCAAUGGGAUUAAGAACUCUUGGGGGAUGUUUGUCCACAGCCUCCACCACCAACACUUCAUCCUCCAACAGCACUGUGUCGGACUGCCGCACGGGMUUGCUCAGACCCCUGCGAUGUGCCUCCUGCUCCGGGGAGGCUGGCGCCUUUGAGAGUCCUGCUGCAUUCCGCAAAAAACUGGUGGGGGGAUGCCUGCCCUGUACCCCACUAUCCUCCUCAGCCCCGCUGCGAGCCUUACAGAGUUGUGUGAGUGGCUGCAACCCCAAAGCCAGUCAGGCCGGCAGCUCUACCUGCAGCUAUUGUAGCAGCGACCCUAUAGUUGUCACCUUCAACCCCCGUCGGGGCAGCAAGCCCCCUGGGAUGGGCAGGGGUGUAGGGGCAGGGCCCCCCAUGGGAGUAUUCCCCGCUGAUGAUGAUGAUUACAGCGUGCGCACAAUCUGGCCAGAGGARCUGGCGAAAAAGAUGACCAGGUCUAAAACCCAACAGAACCAGCAGAGCUGUGCAGGGAUGGGGAUGGGAGUGGGGAAGACAAGUGUGGGUCAGAACCAAAACAGCAGCAACGGAAUCAGCCCUGUCACCCUGGACUGUAGGAACCUAUUGGAGUUCACCCGGAAUCAGAUAACAGACCACGCUGGCCGACGCCGGCUUCAGCAGGGCAAGAUGGCUGUCCUAGAUUUUAUUGGGUCUGGGCCUGGGCGAGAUCCAGACCAGGACUCCCUGAAGAGGCUCUGGAACAAAGGUGGGGAGUCAGGAAAGGUGGAUGGCAUGGGGCAGGAAGGCAAUACUACAUACCCUCGCACCCCUUCCCCCAGCACCCCCUCUCCCCAAUCCCCUCCCUCCUUCUCACCCCCACCGUCAGCUCCCAGCACUCUCCUCAAACCCAAACCCAGACAGAGAGAUGCAGACGGACGCCAUUCCCUCCCCUCCGCCCAGUCCCUCCACCUGGUCCUCAACUCACUCAACAGAGAGCAGGACGAAGAGAGUGGCAGAGUGCACCUCACUCUGCCGCUCUCCUCCUCGCUACCGGCUUCUCUGUCAGAUGAGAAUGGGAUGACCCCUGACGUGGAGAAUGCGGUGGUCAGCCCCAUCCUACCCUUCCUCUUCCUGGGCAACGAGAGGGACGCCCAGGACCUGGACCUGCUGCUGCGUCUCAACAUCRGCUACGUGGUCAACGUCACCACACACCUGCCCCUCUAUCACCUCGGCUCCGGCCUGGUACGCUACAAACGGCUGCCGGCUACCGACAACAGCAAGCAGAACCUACGACAGUACUUUGAGGAGGUGUUUGAGUUCAUCGAGGAGGCUCACCAGAGUGGGCGAGGAGUGUUGAUUCACUGUCAAGCGGGCGUGUCCCGUUCGGCAACCAUCGUCAUCGCCUAUCUGAUGAAGCACACCCUUAUGACCAUGACUGAUGCCUACAAGUAUGUGCGUGGCCGUCGUCCUGUGGUGUCUCCCAACCUCAACUUCAUGGGUCAGCUACUGGAGUUUGAGAGGGACCUCAACUCCGGGGUCACUCCUCGCAUCCUGACCCCCAAACUCAGCGGCCUGGAGACCCAGGUCUGACAGCGGGAUAUGAGGAAUGGAGGGGAGGAGGAAACCAGCAUUGGGCCAGCCAUAGUUUUGUGAAGGAGAAAUUAAAGGUAGAACAAUAAAGAGGGGAAUGCUGAUUGACAGAGUGUCCCUAUUGGCAUAGAUUAAGAAUAAAGUAUUGAAAUAGUGCACUUUCUAGAGAUUAUAGGAUAAAUCAUUUGAUUGGUUAACUCAUAAAUAGUCCCAAUUUUGGUCAACCUAAUCCUCAUCCAAUACCAUUUGUAAUUAUGUGCCAAGUUUUUAUAUAAUGCUUAGAUAUCAUUAUUUACCAUGAUCCACUGUAAUCAGAUGGCUCAUUUGAUGCUUGUGGUAUAGAGCAUUACAGAAGUUAAGGAGGUGCAAUGACUCCUGGUCUGACUCAAGGCUGUCAUUUACAAAAUCCAUAAUGCAUGCAGAACCAGAAUAGAAACAACUAUAGUGACACCCCACCAUUCAGCUAUGACAACGAACACUAUCCAUAGCCCCAGAGAGGGCAUUCCAAUGCACUUUAUCAAUUUAUCAAUAUGUUUGGUCGUUUCAACUCAAGUGGCCCAGUCCCAGAGGAUAGCUGAUCUUGCCAUAUUGUUGGUUUAUUUAUAUUUUUCCCCACUGGGUCGGAAAUGUCUAAAUUACCUUUAAAAAAUGUAAAAUAAAUAUAUACGUAUAUAUACUGUAUAUAUAUAUACUGUAUCUUGGGAGUUGUGCAAUAGAGCAGCUUGUGGCUGGUGGAGGAGUGACCGAGGUUUAAUCGUGCCAAUUCUUAGGAAAAUGGGGUGAAACCAGAAACCUACAACUCAGUGAAUGAAACCAGAUCUGGUGCCAAUAGAGGGAUGGUCAAGAGCAACAAUACACAGACAACACUGAACAGAUUCAGCAGACUGUUAUUGAACAGGACUUAGUCAUGGAUCUAUCUAUGUUGUGUUUCCAACAGACAAUGGUUGGAAAGAUAUAAAAAGAUGAACACUGCAAAGUGUGUGCUUUAAUUAAGACACAAAACUGCACAAAGAUGUUGUUCUUUGAGUGCCCUCCUUGUUUGUGAAAUAUUUCUCCUGAACAUGUUUACUAUUGCAUAUAUACAAGUACAGAGUAUUUAUUUUUAUUGAUGUGUUUUGUCAUAUAUUUUGUGUUGUUUAUGUCACUGCUUAUAUUUUAACUUAAAGAAUAUACAUUAUAUACAUGUAUGUAUUAAAAUGUAUCAUUACUGAGAAGGAAGUUGAGGAAAAAGAGGGAAUAUAGAAAAUACCCUUGAUCAUUUCUUGUAAUUGGGAAACAUACAGUAGGAAUGAAAAUCAGACUCGAAAGAUAAGAUAAAGGCAGCAGAGAGACAAUCCUUGUCAACUUGUCUUCCUUUCGUUUAUGGCCGAGAUAAUUAUUUUUUUAAAUGUUUUUUUAAACAAUACGUUUUUAAAGCAGUUGAUUUAUAUUAGACUUAUUCAAUGAAAUCCUUUGAUUGCCAAACUGAGGACUUUGAGGUCCUUAGCCAAACUAUUAGGUUGGGAAUGAAAAUAUAAUGCAAUGUUCAACUAUCCUAGUCUUUAGAUAGUAUCCAGGCCUUUAUCUGCCUUGUCUGUCUGCCUGUUUGUCUGCUCAUCUAUCUUUAUCCUCCACCCAUCCUAGUCUUGAGUUAAUUAGUUCUUCCUGAUCCGUUUAUUCCCUCAAGCUGUAUUCAGCUAUGCCAUGUUACUGUGUGUAUAUCAUGCUCAGGAUAACGGAAAGGAGCAAUCCUUUGUAGCAGACAGAAUGAUACCUCUCUUAUUCUUAUCUUCUGGCGUGAUGUUGUAUCCCUUCUUUUGCCCUCCAGUGUCUGCUUUGUGCUCCCAUCUGCCUCUGUAGAGUUUGAAUCUCUUUUACAACAAUACUAUGCAUUGUUCUUGUUAAAAAUAUGGAUUUGAUCCGCGAAAACGAUAACAAAGCUUUAUCAUUGAGUUCACUGUGAAUCACACUCUUCCUGCAUAUUGGCCUUGGUCCUUAAGUAUAAACCCAUCCAACUUGUAUUUAAUACUGUGGGUAGUCAGUCACCCCUCAGCUCCUGUCUGUCAGACUGUGGUUCCUGCUCACUAGUUUUACAUUUACUGAUCCUUAUCGCACAAUUUAUUCUGUGAUGCCCAGCCAAAUUUGAUCUAUUACAGUCCUGCUAUGUAUCACAUUUUGAUAUAAACGGAACAAAAAUAUAAACGCAACAUGCAACAAUUCCAUUUGAUUUUACGGAGUUACAGUUCAUA